CGCUGGACUCGUAAAUCCGGCAAAUUCUCGUGUUUUCGGUGCUAAUAAGUGAUGAUUUGCAGUCGAAUCGAACACACCCAUGAAGACGUUAGCCAUGAGUGCCAGCGAAAACUGUCCAAACGAUCUAAAUAAAUCAAAAACCAUUCAACUUAACUUCUAUAUGACAAACAACUGCCAAAAUCCGUAAAUUUUUGGGUCCAAAAUGGAAUCAAUGCUGCAAAGACAUUGCGCGCGAUACAUCUACGUUAUUCCAGAUGGACUUCGGGAGUUGAUGAGCGACAUAUCACGCGAAGUCUUACGAAGUCAGCCUGAGGACGUGUACACUUUUGUAGCAGACUAUCUGGACGCCUUAAUGAUUACAAGAGAAAAUGCUCGAGUUGCAGCGCGAUUGGUGGAAAGUCUCACGGAAAUGGCCACAACAACGGCGAUUUUCCUGGAAGAAACUGGCAUGCCAAGGGACGAAAUCGACAACAUUGUGUCGGCCAUUCAAAGGACUUUCAAGAGAAGCAUCGAUUCCGAAGAAAACCGAGAAGUGGAAGGUGAAGACACUGAAGAACACAAUGUAGUGGCUGGUAUAUUGACUGAGAUUCAACUGGCUCCGGAACAGGCCGAAAUUGCGGCCAUCGUGAUCCAACAGGCGUAUAGAAGAUUCAAGGAGCGCAAAGAACGGGAGAAACUGCUUCUAGCCGGCAUGGUGGACUGGCGAGUUGCUGCUAGAAGUGCAAUUCACCUCUACAGGAAAACCGGAGUGACCAAUGAAGAAGCUAAUAGGGCGGCCACCUUGAUUAAGUCGGCCUAUAAGGGCUACUACACGCGUAAAAUAAUGAAGAAAAUGGCAGAUGACAAUCGGGAAGAUUUCGUGCAGGAUAUUGAGUUCGAGAAUGCUGCUUACCUCGAAGAUCUAGACGAAGGCGAAUUUGAAGAACCAUCGGAAAAUGGGGAGCAGGAGGACAAUGAUAGGCAGAAGGCGGUUACUAUCGAUUAUAAUACGGUGAUUCCGCACGUGGAUUUCGAUACCAGCGGCAAUGAUUUGGGGGUUUCAGCUGCGCCAAAAAUAUCUACAACCAGCAGCAUUGCUAAAUAUUCACUUAGGUACAUUUUCGAUGCAGCCUUGGAUAGAAUUGGCUCGAAUGUGAAGCGCUCGACAAUAGUGGAGAAGAAUGAGAAUCCCACGGAUUUAUCUGAAGAUGAUUUUCCAAAAACAGAUUCUGAUGGAGUGGACUGAACUAAUGAACUAAAGCUUCUGGUGUGUGCGAUGCUAAUUAAAAUUUAAUAAACAAUUAACAAAUUAA
Messenger RNA from Dendroctonus ponderosae (mountain pine beetle), 1292 nucleotides. RefSeq lists its product as uncharacterized. Lineage: Eukaryota; Metazoa; Arthropoda; Insecta; Coleoptera; Curculionidae. The transcript has 3 exons. The record is from RefSeq and is a predicted model, not a curated record. The coding region runs from base 203 to 1225 and encodes 340 amino acids. Gene Ontology annotation, molecular function: calmodulin binding.